Molecule: messenger RNA, 2102 nt
Organism: Vicia villosa (hairy vetch)
Lineage: Eukaryota; Viridiplantae; Streptophyta; Magnoliopsida; Fabales; Fabaceae
Product: glyoxylate/hydroxypyruvate/pyruvate reductase 2KGR-like
Exons: 2
Coding region: 1015-1968 (317 amino acids)
Cellular component (GO): cytosol
Molecular function (GO): glyoxylate reductase (NADPH) activity; NAD binding; hydroxypyruvate reductase [NAD(P)H] activity
Source: RefSeq, a predicted model, not a curated record
AGAUUGGUUUUAUGUGAACGUGGGGUGCAUGUUGAAAUUUGUAUUUUUUUUAAUUAUUAUUUUAGUAUUAUGUUAGUUGAAAUUUGCUUAGGGGAGAAAGUGGGAAAUGAAUGGUCAAAAGAUGAGUUUCUAAUUAAAGGUCAAAGGUAGCUAAAGACUAGGGAAGACAGACAUGCACGCUUAGCCAAUUACAAAGGAACAUCAUUUGAUGGUUAUACAAAGAUACUCACUAAAUUGUGACAUUUAUAAAGUUAAACUCAUUUACAUUCACUUUGUUAAAGGUGUGAAAAAUACAAUAAAGAACGUUUCAACUGUUGAAUUAAGAAAAAAUAUAUAUUAAAGAUGUGAAGUAUACAAAAAAUAACCGUUUCAACUGUUAGAAGAAAAAUCGUAAUAUCUUGGAGGUACUAGGGCUGUUAUCGUUUCAGUCCGGUCCGGAUAUUUGUUAUCUCGAGAGCUGGACUGAAAUAGUAAUCGGAUAAAUCUGGACCGAACCAAAAUAGUUAUGGACUAUUUUUUUGGAUCGAAACUGGACUGUUACUUCGGAUAUCCGACAAAAAUAUUCAAUAAUAAUAUCUAUUUUUAGUAUCGGAUAAACCAUUAUCCAUUCUCGAACCGAGUAACAUUUCCAUAGGUCGAAUAACAUUCCUGAAACUAUAAAUUUUAAAAUGAUUGUUUAAAAAAUAGAAGGCAUAAAAUUAAAUUUGAAUUAAAAUUAGAAAUCCAUUCAACCUACCUUCUAUUCUAUUUAAAACCGGUUCUAUUUAUAAAAAAAAAAAAAAAAUUAAAUUCUUUAAAUAAUUAAUAUGCCUACCGAAUACAUUAGUUAUUCAAAAAAUCUAAAAAAUCAAUUUUCAUAAACUGGACAAGAAUUUACCAAUAUUAGCACCGUAUCAAUUAUAAUAAAUAAACAACAUUAGUCAAUAACAGAGUUUGACUGCAUUUCAUUUCACACAGGAACACUGAACCCUUAAACCCUAACUCUCUCCGUUGAGUCCAUCCACCACCGUCGCAAUGAAAUCCAUCGGCGUUCUAAUGACCAUCCCAAUGCCGAGCAACCUCGCCGAAAAACUCGCCACUCGUUUCAACCUCUUCAAACUCUGGAACCAUCCUUCCAUCGAAUCCUUCUCCCAAACGCACGCCGAUUCACUUCAUUCAGUUCGCGCACUCGUUUGCGACGCCAAAUCCGCCGCCGACGCAAAAACAAUUGACGCUCUUCCGAAUCUCGAGAUUGUUUCCACUUACAGCGUUGGAUUUGAUAAAAUUGAUAUCGGAAAAUGUAAAGAGAGAGGAAUUCGAGUUACGAAUACGCCGGAUGUGUUGACGGAUGAUGUUGCAGAUCUUGCUAUUGGACUUGCUUUGGCCGUGUUCAGGAAGAUUCCGAAUAGUGAUGGGUUUGUUAAGAAUGGGCUUUGGAAACAUUCUGAUUAUCCAUUAACUACUAAGUUUAGUGGUAAAAAAGUUGGAGUUGUUGGUUUGGGAAGAAUAGGUUCAGCAAUAGCAAAGAGAGCUGCAGCAUUUGGGUGUCCAAUUAGUUACCAUUCAAGAUCUCAAAAACCAGAGGCAGGAUCAUAUAAGUAUUAUCCUAACAUCCUUGAUUUGGCAGCUAACUCUCAAGUGCUUGUUGUCGCGUGUGCCCUUACCGAACAAACGCGACACAUUGUGAAUCGUGGAGUUAUUGAUGCAUUGGGUCCAAAAGGUGUUAUUGUCAACAUUGGACGUGGACCGAUUAUUGAUGAACCCGAGCUUGUGUCUGCUUUGGUUGAAGGACGGUUAGGUGGAGCGGGCCUUGAUGUGUUUGAGAGUGAGCCUAAUGUUCCGGAGGAGUUAUUGAGGCUUGAGAAUGUUGUGCUCACUCCUCAUGUAGGAAGUGAUACUGAAGAAACUUGCAAAGACAUGGCAGAUCUUGUGAUUGCAAACUUGGAGGCUCACUUUAGUGGCAAGCCACUUUUGACUCCUAUCUUGUGAUUUUAUUGAUUGAAUGUUAUUAUAUGUUGAAUAAUGGUAUGCCAAUGUUACAUAAUUUAUGGUGUUCUGGACAUUUCUUGGCUGAUGCUGAAAGCAUGAUUUUAUUCAAAUAAAGCUCGUCUUUCUUUGUUGUC